AUGGAAGAGGGCAGUGAGGAACUCUUCCUUGAUGACGUCCACAGUGACGGAACCUCUUCCUGUGACCUCCCUGCAGCGCAGCCAAAAGAAGAACAGGUGGAGGAGUUGGAAGAAGAAGAAGAAGAAGGGUCUGCAAGUGUUCCGUACUUGGCGCCGCCUCGGCUAGUGGCGUUUGGCGCAGUGACUUCUUCUCAUCAUACCUCUGCCCGCAAAGACGAAAUUGACGUCACAGCAGAAGCUGUGGAAGACUGCCCUGCCGCUCACUAUGGCACACAAAAACCCGAUACAAGGCAAUCGGAUGUUGUGCUGGAAGCAGAAGCAGAAGAAGAUAAGAGCAUACUGCAGGUAAAGCUUGAGUCUCUUUUUGACGAACCUUCAACCGCUACUUCUGCAGCUUCUUCUUCGCAGACAAUCCCGGUAUGCAACUAUCUUCUGCGAAACUACCUAGGUGUCGGCUCUGGCCAGUUCCGUCAAGGCCAACAGGAGGUGGUGUUGUCAAUACUGCAGGGACGCAACACGCUGGCUGUGUUCCCCACAGGAUGGGGCAAAACGCUUUGUUUCCAGUUUCCUAUUCUCGUUCAUCGCCUGCUCUUCGAAGCCAAGUUCAGGGCCUGGCAGGAAGUACAACGCUCAAGCAAAUCAGGGGCCCAGCGCGAACCCCCAGGAGCCCUAUUUGCCGUUGUUGUGUCUCCACUGCUUUCCCUUAUGGCCGAUCAAGCUGUUAAAAUAGCCAGUGGCGGAAGCCUAAGAACGGCCGUACUCUCCUCCGGUACAUCGUCUUCGCGGGAGAAGACGAUUUUGGACGACUUGGCCUCCCCGAUGUGCUCCAUUGAUCUGUUGUUUGUGUCACCCGAACGGCUUGUCCGUCACAGUAAACUGCGAGGUGUGUUGGAGCAACAUGUGCGUCGAAUCGCAUUCAUUUGCGUGGAUGAAGUACACUGCGUGUCCCAAUGGGCAUACGACUUCCGUCCCUCCUUCAUGUACGUGCACCGCGUAUUAGACCGCCUCGGUAACGGUGGAGGGACAAAUUCGCCCCCGUUUUUGUGUCUCACGGCGACGGCGGCACCAUCGGUUGUUGACGACCUCAAAGUUCUGUUUCGCAUCGAGCGAACUGUUACGGUGCCGUACCGUCGUGAGAAUCUCCAAUUAGAGUCGGUUUUUUUGCUGGAGUCUGAGCCGCAAAGACCUCCCACGCAACGCGCUCUGCAGGAGAAACUCCUGCAUGCCGUGCUAGAACUACCAAAGCCAAUGCUCGUGUACGUCCAGACACGUGUGGAUGCAGAUGAAUUGGCAACGUUUCUUGCCUCCAAGCUUGGCACCGUGCAGAGUGUCAAGAAGGGAAACGGUGGGAAUGGCGCGUCUUCCUCCAUCUUUACAAGUGCCACACAUGAGAAAAUGAUAAGUAAGGGAGGUUUACAAAGCGAGGAGGGUAAAGAACGCAUCAUCAUUCGAAGUUACCACGCCGGCCUUGACCAGCACGUACGGACAAAGACACAACAGCAGUUUAUGCAGCGACAUAUCGAUGUGCUUAUCGCCACCGUCGCCUUUGGGAUGGGCAUUGAUAAGGCUGACAUCCGCUCCGUGGUUCACGCCUCGGCGCCGGGCUCGCUUGAAAGUUACGUGCAAGAAACCGGUCGUGCAGGGCGUGAUGGUCAGAACUCGUUCUGUCGUCUUCUGUACAACCCGUUUGAUUAUUACACGCUUCGUUCCCGCAUUCUCGCGUCCUGCCUCUCCCCGUUAGAGAUGCAGGCCAUCGUGCAUCGUAUUCUUAGCAGUCCCAUCACUCAAGUUGGGGAGAAGCUCACGAUGAUUUCCGUCUCGAAAAUUUCAGAGGAACUUGUUAUGAGUGAAGAGACGGUGGAAACUGUCCUUUUUAUGAUUAUUUCCCAGGAACAUGGGGUGUUGCACGAGUUGCAUGGGACGGCACCGAUGGGGUACCGUGUGAAUCACGCCGCUGCAGAGGUGGUUGUCAGCGCUGACCAGGCAGCAAAGCGAAAGCGGGGGCGCGAGGCAACGGGACCGUCAGGCGUCAGCGGCGUCUUGGCGCAGCUCGAGGUCCUGGACGGAGUCUUCGAGUUGUGCCGGCAGGGUAAAAGAAUUGAAAACGUUGUGACCGCGGCGAAUGCGUUAAAGUUGUCGUUGCGUGAUUUUCAGUUUAGGCUCAAUGAUCUUAUCGCGGGGGGCUUUGUCUCGGUUCAGCGGCUUACGCCGGCUUAUAUCGUCUCGCUUGGAGACAAAUUUUCUGAGGCGGCCGCGCCUGUCGGGCAGAAGGCGAUGGCGGAAAGACUCUGGCAAACCCACCACAAGCGACUUGAAUCCAUGCAGAGAGCGCUUGAGGUGACCUUCUCCGUCUUGCGGAACCCGACGCAUGCGUCCGUGUGCAAAGGUCUGGAGUGGGACGUACGGCAAACCCCCGAUGCGCGGCACUUCGCACUGGCGUGGCAACCCCCACCGAGGAGCCUCACCAAAGUGGAGGCCGUCUCCAUUGCGAAUGAUUUUGUUGAGAAAAAUCGUCCCCGCAUUCGCUCUGUGUAUGAGGCGACCCGGGCACUCCUUGGCGUCCUUCCCAAGCCACUGACGAGUCACGGGAAGCACGCCGGUGAAAUUCCGCUUGGCACGAGCUGGUACGUGGGCUCGCCAUACUUUGGCCUGUUGAAGGAGUUUGAUCUGCAGUGGCUGCUGAAGGUGCUCGCCCCGCACAGACUGGACGAGGAGGGGUCAAUGGAGAUGGCCAGUCGAAUACCGACUGUGACACAAUAA
Trypanosoma conorhini is the source of this 2760-nucleotide messenger RNA. Its product is annotated as ATP-dependent DEAD/H DNA helicase recQ family-like protein. Gene Ontology annotation, biological process: double-strand break repair via homologous recombination. NCBI's taxonomy places the organism in Eukaryota, Euglenozoa, Kinetoplastea, Trypanosomatida, Trypanosomatidae. The coding region runs from base 1 to 2760 and encodes 919 amino acids. The transcript has a single exon. Gene Ontology annotation, cellular component: chromosome; cytoplasm; nucleus. Gene Ontology annotation, molecular function: four-way junction helicase activity; ATP binding; nucleic acid binding. The record is from RefSeq and is a predicted model, not a curated record.